This is a messenger RNA of Jaculus jaculus (lesser Egyptian jerboa), 909 nucleotides long. It is a transcript of the gene Tnfrsf13b, whose product is annotated as TNF receptor superfamily member 13B. Lineage: Eukaryota; Metazoa; Chordata; Mammalia; Rodentia; Dipodidae. Gene Ontology annotation, cellular component: plasma membrane. The transcript is spliced from 5 exons. The record is from RefSeq and is a predicted model, not a curated record. The coding region runs from base 151 to 909 and encodes 252 amino acids.
GGAAAACCCAGGAAGUAUGGCCGCAGCACUAAUGAAAUCUCAGGCUAAUAAUAAACACCCUGAGUAAUGAGAAGCCCCGGCCAGAGCAGGCAGGAGGCUGGAACCAGUGGUGCAGCAGCAAGCUCCACAGGCUGGUGACCAGAGGCGGCUAUGGCACCCUGCCCCAGAGAGCAGUACUGGGACGUCCUGGUGAACACCUGUGUCUCCUGCAAGUUGACCUGCGGCCAGCGGAGCCAGCGCACCUGUGCGGCCUUCUGUAAGUCCCUCAGUUGCCGCAAGGAGCCAGGCAAGUACUAUGACCACCUCCUGAGAGACUGCAUCAGCUGCAUCUCCACUUGCGGGCAGCACCCUCAGCAGUGCGCAUCCUUCUGUGAGAACAAGCUCAGAGGCCCUGCGAACCUCCCACCCGAGCUCCAGAGACCGCGGGCUCGGGAGGCGGAAGCUAGGUUGGAUAACUUGGGAAAGUACCAGCGGCCAGAGCACAGGGGCUCAGAGGCAGGUCCAGCAGCACCUCUAGUACCAAGGCUGAGCGGCCAGCAGCUGGCCCUGGUCUACAGCACGCUGGGGUUCUGCCUCUGCGCCAUCUUCUGCUGCUUCCUGGUGGUGGUGGCCUGCUUCCUUCAGCGGAGGGGGCAGCUGCCCCCCGGCCGGCGCCCGCGCACAGCGAGGCCUCGAGAGCCGCCGCCCGCCAAAUCCCUCCACGGCCCGGCGAUGGAGACUGGCAGCGCGGCGGGCACGCCGCCCGAGCCCGUGGAGACGUGCAGCUCCUGCUUCCUGGAGCCCAGCCGCCCGACCCAGGAGAGCGCGCGCGCGCCCGGCACCCUCGGCCGCGCGGGCAUCGGCGCGCCGCGCGCCCCCGAGGGCGCCCCGGGUGUCGUGCGCGCGCCCGCCCAGGACGCGUACCCGUGA